Drosophila sulfurigaster albostrigata is the source of this 2362-nucleotide messenger RNA. RefSeq names its product protein TsetseEP. The coding region runs from base 532 to 1545 and encodes 337 amino acids. The transcript has 2 exons. Lineage: Eukaryota; Metazoa; Arthropoda; Insecta; Diptera; Drosophilidae. The record is from RefSeq and is a predicted model, not a curated record.
AUAGCAGCUUAAUCGUAGGGUAUUCAAGUAGUCAGUUAAAUAGAUAAUACUACACUCUACAUUUGGCAUUUGGCAUUUGGUAUUUUUGCCAACUGUCCGAUUAACCAAAGAACCGUGAACCAUUAUUGUCAUGUCCUUGGACGCUAUGUUAAUUCCAUUGCAAUGCGGCUGACGGAGAGAACGAGAGAGUUCACAUGAUCUAUUAUUCAGGACGUUGGCAUUGCGGUCAGCAGGAGUUCAGGACAUAUAUGAGGUUGUGUGGAAUAUCGAUUUCAUUUCGGAGCCGGAUAAUUGCGUGACAAUCAGCGGCAUAUGGUCAACAAUUUGUUGUUUUGCCCUUGUUCAGUUGCCACCGAAGCAGCAACGGCAACGGCCGCCACUCGACAAUCAAUCGUCAAUAACGCACUAUUUGAAUAGCACUCUGCAGAUAAGUUUUCAAACUUUCUAAUUACCCAAGCGAAAGCAUCGCAUUGAGCCUCGCAUUUCAGCCCAGCAAUUUAAACGUUCAAUACAAUUCAACCCGAAUUGGCCAUGAACGGAAAACAAUUGCGCCUUUGGUUCGCGCUGUUUGCUCUGCUGUUGGAGGGCAGCGGGGCACAGGGACAGGAUGAGGUCACAACGCAGCUGCCAGCGGUGGAAACAGAAUUGCCACCGCAUGAGGAACCUGCUGUGGUAGAGAUAGUUGAGCCUGCAACUGAACCGGUUUCUACAGCGGAAGCUGGGACAGUUUCGGAAUCAGCAGCUGAACCUGCGGUUGAACCUGAAGCUGUAGCUGCAAAAACUCCUGAAGCCGAACCCUCAUCUGAACCAAUUAAUGAAGAUGCUCGUGAACCAGCAGCUGAAGCUGAACCAACAACCGAGGUUAAGCCAGCUGAAGAGCUUGAACCAGCAGCUGAAGCUGAACCUGAAGCACAGCCUGAACCUGCACUUGAAGCUGAACCAGCAGCUGAACCUGAACCGCUUUCUGAACCGACAAUUCAAUCCGGAACCGAACCUGCAGCUGAACCCGAAACCGAACCUGCAGCUGAACAACUUCCUGAGCCAGCAGCUAAACCGGAAACCAAGCCACUAGCUGAACCACUUCCUGAACCAGCAGCUGAAUCGGAAGCUAAAUCUGCGACUGCUCCCGAAGCAGAAACGGAUUACCAGAAUGAUGCAGCUGCAAGCCAAAGUCACAGUUCUGCGGAGCAAACAACGAUGCAGCCAAGUCCCAGCUUGAACACGAUGAAUUGUUAUAGCUGCUCCAGCUACCCGAGAGGCAAGUGUGAUCAAAAGCCCAGUGAUACGUCUCCAUGUCAGGCAAUCAGCAAAGAAGGAUGCUACACACUCAUUAAAUCUGAUACCCAGCUCAUAAUGCGUGGAUGCAUUUCGGAGCUGUCGGAAGAGGGAAACAAAUAUUGCCGCAAGGAGCCAAAGCACUGUGUGCUCUGCUAUGAUAAGCUAUGCAACAAGGAUGUGGCACCGCCUGCCACAGCAAGUGCAGUUCGAAUAUUAAACAACUCCGCUGUGUGGAUUCUCUAUGUCAUCAAAUUAAUUCUGUUCUGAAAUCCUUUAUCAUUUCUACAAUCUCUAUACAAUACUGUAGUUUAAAAUACUUUUACUUGUAUUUGUUUUUUUGUCGCGUGACAAACUAGUCGAAUUUAUAAUACACCUUUUAUCAUUUAUUAAAUAAUGUUUUAAAGCUAUAAUUUGUCACUUGUUUUUAUUAGUUAAUUAGCAGGAUAACUGCAUGUGAUUUGGAAUAAUUUGCAUAACUAUUUGUUGGCUUCAGUCAGUUGUCACUUUAGACUCAACAGGAUACGACCAAAUUUAUUGAUAGGGCUAAGUCUUAAAGAGCAUUUUAGCAAUGCAGUUUCAAGUUUUGAUAGCUAUAUUAAUCACCUUACUAUUGACGGAUGAUUCGACAUCGUUUAUACAUGCCUUGAAUAAAUAUGCUCUGGAUAAAACCUCAUUGGAUAAACUUACUUUGGAUAAAACAACAUUGGACAAACUUACAUUGGAUAAAUAUAAUUUCAAUAAACCAACACCUAAUAUAUCUUCUUUGAAUAAAUCUAUAUUCGAAUAUACUACAAAGGAUAGAUCUGAAUCAUUCUUAAAUAUGGCUUUGAAUAUGCCUAAACGUAGUGAAGUAAUCGAUACUUCCAUUGCCAUCGAAAAGUCGGAUAACUCCUUAAAUAUUACUCUCGCUAAGCCCGAUUUGGAUGAAUCUAAAAAACCCAUAAAGCCUCAGUCUUUAAAGACUAAUUUACAGCUUCUUCGGAAUACUUCAUUACCUGGAAUGUUUUGCUACAGUUGUUCGAGUGAGCUUAAUGGAGCUUGUGCACAGGAAAAACUUGGUUUGGAAUACUAUAAGUCUUGUGAA